Molecule: messenger RNA, 2817 nt
Organism: Sphenostylis stenocarpa
Lineage: Eukaryota; Viridiplantae; Streptophyta; Magnoliopsida; Fabales; Fabaceae
Source: the annotation of a GenBank genome assembly
AUGAGAUAUUUGUUCCGGUGCGGCGCACCGUUGCUUCACGCAUGCACCGUCACCAUGUCCACUUCAAUCCUCUCAGGUUUCAAACCCAUUUCCGUCAACACCCUCAACCAAGGAACCCUCAAACCGGCUUUUGAAUCCUUAUCCUUCCUUUCCUCUCACCUGCACACGCCCCCCUCACGUCUCGAACAAGCGCAUUCUUUCCUCCUCGACCUCUGCGCCUCUGAGAAAGCCCUCCCACAAGGCCAACAAUUACAUGCCCGUUUGAUCAAAUCUCACCUUUCGGCGUUUCUGGCCACCAAGCUCGUCCACAUGUACGGAAAGUGCGGCUCUUUGCUCGAUGCACUCAAAGUGUUCGAUGAUAUGACUGAGAGAACUAUUUUUACCUGGAAUGCCAUGAUGGGUGCGUUUGUGUCAAGUGGUAAAUACCUCGAAGCAAUUGAGUUGUAUCGGGAGAUGAGAGUCGUUGGAGUGGCGCUAGAUGCUUGUACUUUUCCCUCUGUCCUUAAAGCGUGUGGUGCUCUUGGUGAAACCCGCUUGGGGGCUGAAAUCCAUGGUGUGGCUGUUAAGUGUGGAUAUGGCGAAUUUGUGUUUGUGUGUAAUGCGCUUAUUAGUAUGUAUGCCAAGUGUGGUGAUCUUGACGGGGCUAGGGUGCUGUUUGAUGGGAUUAUGAUGGAGAAAGAGGACACUGUGUCUUGGAAUUCUAUUAUUUCGGCACAUGUAGCAGAAGGGAAAUGUUUGGAGGCAUUGUCACUUUUUAGAAGAAUGCAGGAAGUUGGUGUUGCGAGUAAUACAUAUACUUUUGUUGCAGCUCUUCAAGGUUGUGAGGCUCCCUCGUUUGUUAAACUGGGCAUGGAGAUUCAUGGUGUCGUGUUGAAAUCUAACCAUUUUGUUGAUGUCUAUGUUGCCAAUGCUUUGAUUGCCAUGUAUGCAAAGUGUGGUCGAAUGGAGGAUGCUGUGAGAGUUUUUGAAAGUAUGCUUGGCAAGGAUCAUGUAUCUUGGAAUACAUUGCUCUCCGGUUUGGUUCAAAAUGAGCUCUACAGUGAUGCUCUAAAUUACUCCCGGGAUAUGGAGGGUUCUGGCCAAAACCUUGAUCAGGUGUCAGUGUUAAACAUGAUUGCGGCAUCUGGGCGAUUGGGAAAUUUAUCGAAAGGGAAGGAAGUUCAUGCCUAUGCAAUAAGAAAUGGAAUAGAUUCUAAUAUGCAGGUUGGGAAUACCUUGAUAGAUAUGUAUGCUAAGUGUUGCUGUGUUAAAUAUAUGGGUCAUGCUUUUGAAUGUAUGCCUAAAAAGGAUUUGAUUUCUUGGACAACUAUUAUAACUGGUUAUGCACAGAAUGAAUGCCAUCUUGAAGCAAUGAACUUGUUCCGGAUGGUUCAGGAGGACGGGAUGGCUGUUGAUCCCAUGAUGAUUGGAAGUGUUUUACGGGCUUGUAGCGAGUUGAAAUCUAAAAACUUUGUCAGAGAGAUUCAUGGUUAUGUUUUGAAAAGAGAUUUAGCUGAUAUAAUGGUACAAAAUGCCAUUGUCAAUGUAUACGGAGAGGUUGGGCAUAUAGAUUAUGCAAGACGUGUAUUUGAAUCAAUUAAAUUCAAAGAUAUUGUGUCUUGGACAAGUAUGAUUACCUGCUGUGUUCAUAAUGGACUUCCAGUUGAGGCUCUCGAAUUUUUCUACUCUCUAAACCAAUUUAAUAUUCAACCCGAUUCUAUAGCUCUCAUUAGUGCACUCUCUGCCACUGCUAGUUUAUCUUCAUUGAAGAAAGGGAAGGAGAUUCAUGGGUUUCUGAUUAGGAAAGGUUUCUUCUUGGAGGGACCAAUUGCUAGCUCUCUAGUGGACACGUAUGCUCGCUGUGGAAAUGUGGAAAACUCAAGAAAGAUAUUUAAUUCUGUAAAACAGAGAGAUUUAAUUUUAUGGACUUCCAUGAUUAAUGCAAAUGGAAUGCAUGGAUGUGGAAGGAAGGCCGUUUCUUUAUUCAAGAAAAUGACUGAGGAAAAUGUUAUUCCUGAUCAUAUAACCUUUUUGGCUUUAUUAUAUGCAUGCAGCCAUUCGGGGUUGAUGGUUGAAGGUAAGAGGAUUUUCGAAACUAUGAAAUCUGAAUAUAAAUUGGAACCCUGGCCAGAGCAUUAUGCCUGUAUGGUUGAUCUCCUCAGCCGUUCUAAUUCCCUUGAAGAGGCUCAUCAUUUUGUGCGAACCAUGCCUAUCAAACCUACUUCUGAAGUCUGGUGUGCCCUUCUCAGCGCUUCCCGCAUUCAUUCUAAUAAAGAUUUGGGAGAGCUUGCAGCAAAGAAGCUCUUGGAAUCCGAUACAGAGAAUUCAGGAAAAUAUGUACUGAUAUCAAACAUCUUUGCAGCAGAUGAAAGAUGGAAUGCUGUUGAAGAAGUGAGGUUGAGAAUGAAGGGAAAUGGCUCUAAGAAGAAUCCAGGGUGCAGUUGGAUUGAGGUUGAGAAUAAGAUUCACACCUUCAUGGCAAGGGACAAGUCUCAUCCAAAGUCUGAUGAUAUUUAUCUAAAACUAGCUCAGUUUACUAAACUUCUGGAAACAGGAGGCUAUAGAGCUCAAACGAAGUUUGUAUUCCACAAUGUUAGUGAAGAAGAGAAAAUACAGAUGUUAUAUGGACAUAGUGAAAGGUUGGCACUUGGUUAUGGUCUACUGGUUACCCCAGAAGGUACUUCUAUUCGAAUCACAAAGAACCUUCGAAUCUGUGAUAAUUGUCAUACAUUCUUUAAGAUAGCAUCAAAAUUCUCCCAACGGACCCUUGUUGUAAGGGAUGCCAAUAGGUUCCAUCAUUUUGAAAGAGGACUUUGUUCAUGUGGAGAUUUCUGGUGA